AUCGCCCACACCUCGAUUGCUCCCCUCAACACAGCCUUCUUAACAUCCACAUUAUGUUCUCAAGGGCUGUUCCUCGGACGGCUUCCCGUCUAAGUCGCUUUGCGCAUUGCGAAGCCCACCCACCGCGCCAUACCUUCGCAAACCUCCCUGGACGAACAUGGAGACCCGUCCAACAGCACCUCAGCAGGCGAUACAAGGCUACAAUGCGCGAGCAGUUUAGGGCUCAAUUCCGGAGAAGCCCAAUUCUAUUUCCAUUUGCGGUCGGAUGCAUUCUCGCCAUCUCCGGCUGGGCCGCCUACUACAUCCCCUGGUACUAUCAGAACGUCAUCCUCAGGCCGUACCACAACUUUCCCGAAGAAGUCGCGAAGAAGCUCCGCCGCGCCCUGUUCUACAGCAGAGGGAAAUACCUGGACAUCAAGGAGGCAAACAAGUACUUUCGGCAGGCAUUGCACACCGCGAAUGAGCUGGGCAUGGAUCCCUUCAGCGACGAGAUAAUGGGCGUGAAAUACACAAUUGCUGCGCUGUUCGAAGAUGCGGGAUACUAUGCGCUGGCUUGCGACGUGCUCGAGAUCAUGCGGUCCGAUUGCCAGCGCUGGAUUGACGAGUUCAGCGACAAGCACUGGAACGACGGCAACAGGUCGCGGGUAAAGAAGAACAUGGUCCAGAUCAACGUCAAGCUAGCGCAGCUGUACAACUGCAAGUAUGUGAACGAGCCGGAUAAUGCCGAGAAACGCCUCGUCGAGGCGGUGGAAAGCGCACUGAGCGAAAAGCAGAGGCGCGAAAAAGAGGGUGUAAAGCAAGGCGAGGGCGAUUGGAUGACGGAUGAGGAGAUGGGAGCCACGCUGGAAGCUCUCGGCCAGCACUACGAACAAAACGACUCCCAUUACCUAGCGCUGCCACUCUUCCUCCAGGCCCUAGCGCUGUGUCCUCCGACCUCAUGCCACGGCGUCGUCUUGAUGAACAACAUCUCCACAUGUCUCGCUCAACAGACGCCACCGCCCACUUCGUCAUCACCCUCCUCGCCGACAUCCUUUCCGAACAACCCUCCCCCUCCGCGCGCUAAACUAGUCGAACAAGCACGCCAAUGGGCAAGCAAAGCAUUAGCCCGAGGGAGAGCUAUACAACCCCCCGACAGGAACGAGGAAUGCGAUAUCGGAUGCGCAGUUGCAACCCACAACCUAGGCGAGUUCUACGAGAUGGAAGGUAGGAUCAAGGAAGCUCGGCAGAAGUACGAAGAAGCGGCGUCGCUGGCGAAGGCUGUGGGAUUUGCCGAAGGACAAGUCAACGCAAGAGCAGGGCUGAACAGGCUGAAGGAGCUAGAGAAAGCGCAGAAAUAAGGGCUCUGUGGCUGUGCUGUACAAGUAAUGGGUAAGAUGUCCGUGAAAGCGGAGAUUCACAGCUUCUGGUCUAUGCAAGUAUCAGAUCCCCUUCGCCUUUUAGCUCUCUAUACUCCCUAUAGGGGUUUUUUUUACCGUGUCGUCUUAUCCUCAUCUACCACCUCCCAUCCGGUCUUCCUUCGCUCCCCCCUAGUGCAGUAUAAAAUACCCCUCC
Molecule: messenger RNA, 1551 nt
Organism: Trematosphaeria pertusa
Lineage: Eukaryota; Fungi; Ascomycota; Dothideomycetes; Pleosporales; Trematosphaeriaceae
Exons: 4
Coding region: 54-1337 (427 amino acids)
Biological process (GO): protein quality control for misfolded or incompletely synthesized proteins
Cellular component (GO): i-AAA complex
Molecular function (GO): misfolded protein binding
Source: RefSeq, a predicted model, not a curated record